Molecule: messenger RNA, 3507 nt
Organism: Brienomyrus brachyistius
Lineage: Eukaryota; Metazoa; Chordata; Actinopteri; Osteoglossiformes; Mormyridae
Gene: aspg
Product: asparaginase homolog (S. cerevisiae)
Exons: 16
Coding region: 204-2126 (640 amino acids)
Biological process (GO): amino acid metabolic process
Molecular function (GO): protein binding; asparaginase activity
Source: RefSeq, a predicted model, not a curated record
UCUCUGUAACCUUUACAGACAACAUGUCUGUUUUUAGCCUCAUAUGCGUAACCACAACACAGGUCAGUGUCCGGCUGGCUGUUUUAUAGCUUAGUGUGUGUGGGUGUGGAUCCCCUCGGGAUAAGAGCUAGGCGGACAGCUCCGGAGACGUGACUUCGCAGGCUGGCCCUUUAAGAAAAGGACUCUCUUUACGUCCUGAUAUCAUGGCGGAUGGGAGCCAGUGUCGUGUGGUUACAUCUGGUGGGACAGAGAUGACCGCUCUCGGACGGGCGCUUUCUCAGGUCUGCUCGAAUGGCGAUUUUCACCCACAAGCGUGUACCCACCAUAGCAAUGCGCCGCAAGAGUGCCGCAGGAGGCGGCUGUCCAGCAGCGGCAGUUUGGUGUCUCUGGAGCGGUGUCCUGAUGCUGAAGUGCGAGUCAUGGUCGUCAACACCGGCGGGACCAUUGGCAUGACAUACCAAAAUAACGUGCUCUCUCCAGAGCCUAAUGCCCUGGUCAAGGCGCUGCGCAGGUUCCACAUACUGCAUGACGAGCAGUAUGCCCUGCAGACCUGCCUGUAUGACUGCUACGGCCCCCCCGACAAAACGCUGGUCCUCCCGCUCUCCAAGAAGGACAAGAGAGUAGUGUACACUGUCCUGGAAUAUUCUCCACUGCUGGACUCCUGCAAUAUGACCAUGGAUGACUGGGCUAGGAUUGGAAAGGACAUUGAGAACCAGUACGAGAAGUAUGACGGCUUUGUGGUCCUACAUGGCACCGAUACCAUGGCGUACACAGCGUCUGCCCUUUCUUUUAUGUUCGAGCACUUGGGUAAACCGGUCAUCCUCACAGGUUCCCAGGUGCCAAUCUAUGAGAUGAGGAGCGAUGGGCGGGACAACCUCCUGGGGGCGCUGUUGAUCGCCGGGCAGUUUGUGAUUCCUGAGGUCUGCCUGUAUUUCCACCACAAGCUGUACAGGGGUAAUCGUGUCACCAAGGUGGAUUCUGGGAGCUUCAACGCUUUCUCUUCCCCCAACCUGCCACCACUUGCGAACGCCGAGGUGGAUGUGAAAAUAAACUGGGACAUGGUGUGGUGGGCCAACACCACAUCCAAGUUCCAGGUCCAAACAGUCAUGAACCGGAACGUGGGGCUCCUACGGCUCUUCCCUGGCAUCACUACGCAGACCGUACGAGCCUUCCUGCAGCCACCUAUGGAAGGCAUCGUCCUGGAGACCUUUGGCAGCGGCAAUGCCCCCAGCAAUCUUGCUGACCUCCUGGAGGAGUUCAGCAAGGCCACCGAGAGGGGUGUCAUCAUGGUCAACUGUACCCAGUGCCUCCGGGGCAGCGUGAUCACUAGAUACGCCACGGGCAAGGCUCUGAGUGACGCAGGGCUGGUGCCGGGCUGUGACAUGACCCCUGAGGCAGCCCUGUCCAAGCUGUCCUACGUGCUGGCCAAAGAGGAGCUCAGCACGCAGGAGAAGAGAAAGAUGCUGAGUGAGAAUCUGCGGGGGGAGAUCACCCACCUGGACGAGACUCGGUACUGUCUGCGGAAUAACCAGUUCCUUCGGAUCAUCUCAGAGUGCCUGAACAUCAGCUGCAAGGAGGAGCUAGAGGCUAUUCGCGACGCCCUCAACCCAACGCUGGCCUGUGCCGCAGCCAAGACUGGGGACAUUGAAGCUCUGCUAGCCAUCCGGAAAAUGGGCAGCACUCUGAGUAUGGAGGAUUACGAUGGUCGCACCCCACUGCACAUCGCUGCCUGCGAGGGCCACUACAAUGUGGUGGAGUAUCUUCUGAAUCAUGGAGCAACUGUCUAUGCCAAGGAUCGCUAUGGGCACACGCCACUGCAUAACGCCGUCCAGUUCAGACGCGGUGAUGUGGUGAAGCUCCUGAGGAAAACGGGAGCCCACUUCUCCCGGGACGAGCUGGAGAAGGCCGGCUCAGAACUCUGCAGGCUGGCAGCUUGCAGUGACCUGGAUGGUCUGGCAAUGUGGCAUCUGGCUGGAGCAGACAUCAGCAUGCCCAGGUACGAUGGGGAGACCGCCAUGGAAGUGGCCCUGAAAACUGAUAACUUAGAAGUGGCUGAAUUCUUAAAGCAAUGCACAGCUAUGGAUGGAGACUUUAACGGCUUCCCACAGCGCCCCAGAGAAGCUUGAGGACAAGAUCAGCCGGCAUCACACCGCAUUGUCUUCCCUUCUAGCUUCUCUCUCUCUUCUCCUUGAUUGUGCAGCUUCCUGCAGCUUUUAACCCAAAAACAUCCUGCUUAGCCAAGUAAAAUUCACCGUACGGUGUUAUUGCACCUUGUAGAAUAAUGCAGGAUGGGGCACCAACCCGUGGCAGGACACGCGCUCACACACCUGAUUCAGUAGUUUUCAGUUAGUGAUUUUAUUUAAUUUAUGAUAUAAGUAAUUGUGGUGUGAUAUUUAAAGUGUUUUAUUUAUGGGUAGAACAUGGAACUUUUGUCAUGUACACAUUCUGAUUCCCUAUUGGUUUCCCCUGCAUUGCCAUUGUAUCCAGCCUCACUGUAAUUGGUCAGAACUGUCCAUGCCACCUCCCUUUCAAUACUAUCGAAACUAGGAGGUAGAAUAACAUCAUCAAGGUAGUUAUAUGUAUGUUCUACCCAGGUCUAUUACGCUUGUUCUGAACCUGAUAUUGGGGGAUCUAUAUGAGUGAUUAUCCUUAUAAUUAUCCUUAUCAUUUUAGACCUGUGGGGCGACAUGGUGGUGCAGUGGUUAGCACUGUUGCCUCACACCUCUGGGACCUGGGUUCGAGUCUCCAUGUGUGUGGAGUUUGCAUGUUCUCCCCAUGUCGUCGUGGGGUUUCCUCCUCGUACUCCGAUUUCCCCCCACAGUCCAAAAACAUGCUGAGGCUAAUUGGAGUUGCUCAAUUGCCCGUAGGUGUGCAUGUGUGUGUGAAUGGUGUGUGAGUGUGCCCUGCGAUGGGCUGGCCUCCCAUUCUGGGUUGUUCCCUGCCUCGUGCCCAUUGCUUCCGGGAUAGGCUCCGGACCCCCCAUGACCCAGUAGGAUAAGCGGUUUGGAAAAUGGAUGGAUGGAUGGAUUUUAGACCUGAGGGUCUUUAUUUUACAGCGAUAGCUGUGAAGUUCUGUCUGUGCUGUAUAACUUGUUUGAUCAUUAUUUAGCACAGAAGGGAAAUCGAACCAGCAAGGCUGGACACAUAGGGCGCAUGCGGCUCUGGAUGCCUUCGGCGAUUGCGCAGUUCGCUUGCAUGACCCAAGUACUUGCUGCUAUCUUAUCAGAACUUGCUCUAGUGCCAGUUAAGGGAAAAAGUUGUACUAACUGGAAGCCCCCGCUGGAAUGUGUGGAACCCUAACCCAACUGCACCCUACCACUUAUCAAGAGAUAAGCCCACUGAUCAAGGUGGCUGUUAGAAAAUGUGCUUUUAAAUUGUGAGCAAUUCAGUGAUCAGAGGAUCUGUAUUUGGUGUCCGUGAGUGAAAAUGCUCCCAUGAGCACCUGUGUGUAAAAAAGAAGCACAAACUUAACAAUAAAUGCAACUGUCUGCCAUUGGUUUCUGCAAA